GCUACAGUGCAUGUUCAUAGAAAGAACCACACGGAUCAAGCAUGUGAGGCAGCGAACAGAACUUAAUGAGGAACACCAGAGUCAACGGAUUUGGACGCGCCCAUGCCUUCAUUCUAUAGUGUGCCCUUCUUGUACAAUCGCAGAGAAAAUGUUGCUAAGAGAGAAUAUUGUGAGGAAUGAGACCUUUCCCCAUAUUUUAUGACCAAUAUGCGUUAAGAAACACAUCUAUCUAUUCUACCAAUACAAAGUUCUAGAAUCCCGAAGAAGCAAGCGUCCACACACACACAGACCGGAGAACAUGAGAGCAUUCGUCAGCAGCAGAAGAGUCAAAAGAUGGCAGUUUUUUCACUUAUUUGCCAUUUGUUUUAUAUUAAGCUUCAUGGUUUUUUGGGGCCCGAUCAAUAAUUACAUCAUGAGCCACAUGAAGUCCUACUCCUACAGAUACCUUAUAAAUAGCUAUGACUUUGUGAACGAUUCCCUGUCUCUCAAGCACAGCUCUGUGCAGCCUCACCACCCAUACUUGAUCAACCACAGAGAGAAGUGUCAGGCCCAAGAUGUCCUCCUCUUACUCUUUAUAAAGACUGCCCCUGAAAACUACGAGCGACGUUCUGCCAUCAGAAAGACGUGGGGCAACGAGAAUUACGUCCAGUCUCAGCUCAACGCCAACAUCAAAAUUCUGUUCGCGUUAGGAACUCCUCAUCCACUGAAGGGAAAAGAGCUGCAAAAAAGACUGAUUUGGGAAGAUCAAGUGUACCACGACAUAAUUCAGCAAGAUUUCACUGAUUCUUUCCACAAUCUUACUUUUAAAUUUCUUCUUCAGUUCGGCUGGGCAAACGCCUUUUGCCCACAUGCCAGAUUCCUGAUGACUGCUGAUGACGACAUAUUUAUCCACAUGCCAAAUCUCAUUGAAUACCUUCAAGGGCUGGAGCAGGUUGGAGUUCGAGACUUUUGGAUUGGUCACGUUCACCGAGGGGGCCCUCCUGUUAGAGACAAAAGUAGCAAGUACUAUGUUCCCUAUGAAAUGUACAAGUGGCCAGCCUACCCUGACUAUACCGCUGGUGCUGCCUAUGUCGUCUCCAACGAUGUAGCUGCCAAAAUCUAUGAGGCAUCACAGACGCUGAAUUCCAGCAUGUACAUAGACGAUGUGUUCAUGGGCCUCUGUGCCAAUAAAGUGGGGGUCGUGCCACAGGACCAUGUAUUUUUCUCAGGGGAAGGGAAGAUUCCUUACCAUCCCUGUAUCUAUGAAAAGAUGAUAACGUCUCAUGGACACUCACAAGACCUGCAGGACCUCUGGGUGGAGGCCACAGAUCCUAAAGUGAAGGACAUUUCGAAAGGGUUUUUUGGUCAGAUCUACUGCAGGUUAAUUAAGAUAGUUCUUCUCUGCAGACUGACUUACAGGAACUCGUACCCUUGUAGGGCUGCAUUUGCUUAAUACCACUGGGAUGCUGUACUGCGUUAACUGUCACUGAGCCAGGCUUGAACGGAAAAGGAUUCUGUAAAUGCUUCUCUCUGCCCUAAGUCGAAUGGAUGGAAAGCAAAGGGAUCGUUUCAGAACCCAAUCGAACUUAGAGUCAGUGGAACUCUUAAAUUAAAUUAACAGCUUAAUUUCAUCUCAAGGAAUUCAUAUUUUAAAAGACUUAGAUCGUGAACAAGAGUAAAGUAAAAAUUUCAAGGUCUCAUUUGGUUCCACAUAGGUAUUUUGAGGUAGGGAGAACAACUGAGAAGCCUUGAUAUCAAAAUAGUAGUUUUGGGGGAACACCUAACAAAUGUAUAAUUGUAGCAUUUCUGAGAAAUUGAAUACAUCUUAGAACAAGCAAUCCAAAUUAUCUUCAUUAGAGAGUGCUAGGUAGAGGUUGGGGGAGGCAAAUGGUAUAGAAGAAAACUACCAACAUGAUGAAAGGUUCAUUGGAAUGAGGACAUACAAGGAAAAUGUCUGCAAUUUUGUUACGGUUAAGUCGCUUAACAUUGGCAUUCCUAUGGCUGUUUCCCUAGACAGUUCUAGAUUCACUUAAAACACAUUUGUGUCACUUUCUCAAAUUUAAUUUUUAGUGUAAAACUUUACAAAGUGGUCAGCUCUGCUCUAAACAAUGCUGUGUGUAGGCUUUCUCUAAAGUUAUAAAACAGGAGUAGUGCCUGGCCCCUGGAGGUCCUUUUUUAAAGAUAAGUUACUGUCAACUCCAAUAAGCCGGUUUUAACUUAAUGAAUUAUUCAGUUGCUUUUAAAGCAUUAAAUCUUGGCCUUUGUUUAGGGAGAGAUAGAGCAAGGGGUAAAGCUCAGCACCCAAAAGGGGAAAAACAAAGAAACAUUACCCAUCCCUUUUCCUUGUAACUUGUAAUAUGUUAACUUGGAGUCCAGACCAUGGCACUCAAUACUCAUACUAACCCUCCACUUACCAAGAAGGUCUUGUAGGCCACAGAUUUCGUUCCAAGUGCAGACUUUUUAACCUGGAAGUUUUCAAUACGCUAUCACGUCUAAAACAAACCACUAUUAGACUCAAUGACUAUCAGAGGUUAUCUUUUAAUAUUUCAAACAUGGGAGCAGAGUAAGAGAGCUAGAGAAACCGACCAAAUGAGAUUAGAAAUUUUGGUAAAUCUGCACGCUCUUUGUAAUCAGAGGCGUGGCAGGUCUAAUAAAUUAAUUACAUUUAUUUUACAAAACGGGAUUGAAACCCAUGGCUGUUACAGAAACAAUGCAUCCCACAGAAAGGGCUAAGGGGUGUUCAUCAAUUAAGGACCUGUGAUGCAGGCCAAAACGUGACUUCAGCCAGCAGAGGUAGAUGCUUAGCAAACCUCAGACAGAGGCACAUGGUAGGGAAAGUUUAGCUGCCAUUAUUAGGAUGGUGUUAGAAACAAAGUUAAAAACAAAAACUCUUAAGAAUUUCUCAAAAUACACAACUAAUGAUAUCUGUGUUUUCGCAGGUAGAUUUUAAAAAAAAAUAAAUAAAUGUUUACAGAAAUCUUUGUGAAGGUUUUUUAUUAUGAGAUAUGGAGCUUGUUUAUACUGCUCAGGUAGUUUCUUACUAACUUCAAGACUAGUAUUAAACAUUUCUGAAAUAGUUAUUUUGGGGGUAGAUUCAGGGUUUUAGAUUACUACAGUUCAGAUUUUCUGAUCAGUUUUUUAAACACUAGAGAAGAAAAGUGUAACUUGAAAAGCAGCUUCAUAGUUCAUCCUCUCCGGUUGGCCCUUUGAUAACUGCUGGCUUUGGGUAUACAUGGAUAAUUAGUGUCCGUGUUUCUACUUGGAACUGGUAAAAGUUGUCACUGGCUGGAAAAUGUCAUCUCAUGUGCAAGAUGGUCUGUUUACACUGGUACUUUAUAAAGCAGUAUUUUGUUUGUUUUGAGCUCUCUUGAACCUUGUCCAUCUUUCUCAUUUUGCUCACAACAGGAUGGGACUGGUUUGAAGUUAAAGGAAAAAUGAAGGUACUUUGUCUUUCGGAGUUGUCACAUGACUCCUUCUUAAGAUUCAAAAGCCCUGAAAGGUAUUUAUACAUGGAGUUGUUCUAACCUUUUAAAAAGGAAAGGAACAACUUGGUGCUGUAAAGGGGGCUGUUUUCAAAAUGAAAAAUAAAAUGAAACAGGAAAUAAACUGUUGGCCCAGAUAGUCAUUCAAGUUUUAAAAAAUGGCUGCACACAGUAAUACUGCUAAAAAAAAAAAACAAAAAUAAAAACAAAAACAAAAACUUACCUCCUUAUUGGGUUGCAUCUUUUUUCAGCUAUUAAUUUUAUACCAAAAUGUUAAAUAUUUAUAUUGCUUGAGUUUCAAUCUUGUAUGGAAAAAUAACUAGUAGGUCUAAAAAUUCUACGCUUUCCAAUAAAUAAGGUAAAAAUCAUCA
Molecule: messenger RNA, 3832 nt
Organism: Rattus rattus (black rat)
Lineage: Eukaryota; Metazoa; Chordata; Mammalia; Rodentia; Muridae
Gene: B3gnt5
Product: UDP-GlcNAc:betaGal beta-1,3-N-acetylglucosaminyltransferase 5
Exons: 1
Coding region: 299-1432 (377 amino acids)
Biological process (GO): brain development
Cellular component (GO): membrane
Source: RefSeq, a predicted model, not a curated record